Molecule: messenger RNA, 744 nt
Organism: Cutaneotrichosporon cavernicola
Lineage: Eukaryota; Fungi; Basidiomycota; Tremellomycetes; Trichosporonales; Trichosporonaceae
Exons: 3
Coding region: 1-744 (247 amino acids)
Source: RefSeq, a predicted model, not a curated record
AUGACCUCCUACCUCAUGACGCCCCCCACCAUUCCCCGCAAGCGUGCCCGCCAGAGCGCCGAGAACGCCUCCUUUGAGCCCCUCCUCGCGACCCCGGAGCUCGUCAACUCGCCAUCAAACGCAUCGUUCGAGUCGGCCGAGCCCAGCACGCCGACAAGCCAGCGCUUCUCCACCGCUCUCCUGCCUCCGACUCCUCGCUUUACCCGCACCCAGACUCCUCAGAGCAAGACUGUCGUUCCCCCUUCCCCAAGCCCCGCCGCCCGCUUCCGCAAGGCCUACCUCGAGGGCACCAUCGAGACCGAGGUGCCCGUAACGCCGUUCAAGAUCCAGGUCGCCAUCUCUGCUCCCCCAGCAACACCACUUCACCAGCGGCGCCGCGCCCUCACUCCUCACACUCCUAGCCCGGUUACGGCCGCGCCCGGUGUGUUUGGUUCUGCUCCGGCUGUGUCGUCCGACGACCUCCCCUUCCGGGUUACGCCGUUCGCCAGGGCAUCAAUCCACCGUGCCUCCACCGCCCUUCAGGACCUCCUCUUCGACGCCGACCCAUUCCUUGACCACUCUGCCCAGGACGACAUGGACAUGGACGUUGACGAGGCCUUUGGCCCCAGCUUCUCCACUCCCCAGAAGGUUGCUCCUCUUACGCCCGAGCCCGAGGUUCCCUGCACUCCCCCACGGCAGGUGCGCCGCGGCGGCAUCCCUCGCUCGCCGCGUCACUGGAACCUCGUCUCCGCCGUGUGCGCGUAA